Rhopilema esculentum is the source of this 1953-nucleotide messenger RNA. Lineage: Eukaryota; Metazoa; Cnidaria; Scyphozoa; Rhizostomeae; Rhizostomatidae. The record is from RefSeq and is a predicted model, not a curated record.
AUGAGUGAAAGAUAUCCGAGUGGAGCAAAAAAGAGGAAAUUGAAAAAAGAUCGUGAAGCAUCAAAUGAAAAGGUUUUGAAGUCAAUCCCACAGCUAUCAACCUUUGGGUUUAAACCUGAAGCAAGAGAUGCCCAAAGAGAAUCGAAUUCCAAUCAAUCUAGUGAGAAAUUAGACAAAGACGAUACUAGCCUAGGUUUUAACAAUGAUACGUCGGAUAAUUCUGUUAAUGAGGCCGUAGUUGAUCCAGAUGAAACACAUGGUGGAAAUGGAAAUGCCGAUUCCAGAGAAGGCACUAGUGUAAAUGAACAUGAAGUGGACAACAAGCAAGUCUUGCAAUCAGUAUCAGAAUUCGAGACCGAUCCAUCUUACUGGACUUUCAUUUCCUUGGAAAUGAAACGUUACUGUGCAGUACAUGGACCAAAACAAUGCCAAAACAGAGAUGUAUCAUUUUUCAAGUCAAGUCGACAAUACAAAGUGAAUGAUAACAAAAUGAAAACAAGGUGCUUCAGUGCUUCUUUGCUGAAGAUAAAGUUAUCAAAUGCUGAAGAGAUUGACAGAGAUUGGCUUUUGUAUUCCCAAAGUUCGGGCAAAGUGUUCUGCUUUUAUUGUAAACUGUUUGGAGGGUCUAACACAACAGCUUUAGCAAGCUCUGGAUUUGAUGAUUGGAAGCAUCCUGAAUCAAUUUCCCAACACGAGAGGUCAGACGCGCAUUUCGAAAACGUGAAGUUAUGUACAGCAUUUGCAAAUGGGGAAGGGUGGUUAAUUGAAUCACAACAUAUCAAACUUCUUCAACAAGAAGAAGAACGUUGGAAAGGUGUUAUUAUUAGAGUCAUUGAGGCUGUUAGAUUUCUAGCUGAACGAGGAUUAGCAUUUCGUGGAGAUUCGCAUGUUAUUGGACAUCCAAAAAACGGAAAAUUUCUUGGUAUUAUUGAAUUACUGUCCAAAUUUGACCCAUUUUUAGCCAGGCAUCUUGCUCGCUAUGGUAACAAAGGAACUGGAAAACCCUCAUAUUUGUCACAAAGAAUCAUGGAAGAAGUAAUUUUGAUGCUAUCAUCUGAAGUAACAAAAUUAAUUCUGAUAUCAAUUUCUAACGCAAAAUACUUUUUGAUAAUUGUGGACUCUACUUCGGACGUAUCUCACAUUGAUCAACUAACAUUUGUACUAAGAUAUAUCGAAGAUGGAGAGCCGGUGGAAAGAUUUAUCACUUUUACACCAAUAAAGUCUCAUAAAAGCGAAUCUUUGACAACUGCUAUCAUUGAAACAUUGAACUCGUUAAAUCUGGAUAUUAAAUAUUGUUGCGGUCAGUCUUAUGACAAUGCGUCAAACAUGUCUGGAAAAUAUUUUGGAGUUCAGGCAAGAAUAAAAGAAAUUAACAAAUGUGCCCUUUAUGUUCCCUGCACAAGCCAUUCCUUAAAUUCAGUGGGAAAUGCUGCAGCCCAAUGCUGCUUACAAGCAGUAUCCUUUUUCUCAACUGUACAAGAGGUGUAUACAUUUUUAGCAGCCUCCACGCAUCGCUGGAACACUAUGCAAUCAAAGCUCUCCAAAAGCGAAUUGGUUGUUAAAAAGAUAUGUGAUACUCGCUGGUCUGCAAGACAUGAUGCUAUAAGAGCAUUAUUUCUGGCACCACGUUCUAUAAAAGAAACUCUGGAUGAAAUUGCACUUGAUGAAGAUCAAACAUUGUCCACUAGAAAUGACGCAACAUCCUUAUCAGAAAAACUCGAAUCUUUUGAGUUUGCGUUGAUGGCUGUGUUUUGGGAUGAUCUUCUAAAGCGAAUAUGCAUAAGUAACUUGUCACUUCAAACAGUGAGCCUGACGAUGCCUUCUGCAAUCGACCUAUUGAACAGUCUUGAGCUAUUCAUUUCGGUGAUGCGAAAUAGAGAAGAAUACCAACGGUAUCUUGAUAAGGCCCAAACGUUUCUAGACAGCACCGAACAGCAAUUCAAAGAUGAAUGA